This is a messenger RNA of Cephus cinctus (wheat stem sawfly), 2365 nucleotides long. RefSeq names its product myeloid leukemia factor (gene Mlf). Gene Ontology annotation, biological process: regulation of DNA-templated transcription. Bases 358 to 1248 code for a protein of 296 amino acids. Gene Ontology annotation, cellular component: cytoplasm; nucleus. The transcript is spliced from 7 exons. NCBI's taxonomy places the organism in Eukaryota, Metazoa, Arthropoda, Insecta, Hymenoptera, Cephidae. The record is from RefSeq and is a predicted model, not a curated record.
AUCCGGUCGUAUUGCCAUUUAUCAAGUCGCUUCUUCUGCUGGUGCGUCGCUAGCAGUCAUUACUUUACCUGACUUUAACGUGGUUGUUACGUUUUCGUGAAACUUCGCAGGUUCUAGAUAUUUCGACGAAGUUCUCUCGUGCUAAUACGCAAUUUACGAUAUCUGGAUUUGCUAGAAAGUACUUUCCAUUUGUGGACGGCAAGUGUCUAGAUUUGUUAAAGAGGAAAUAUCUUCUAAAAAAUGUCCCUUUUCGGAUCCCUUAUGGGCGAUUUCGAAGACGACCCCAUUUUCGGAAAUUAAGAGCCUCAGGAAAGAACAGAGGGAGCAGCGUGUUGUAUUUUGGAUUGUGGGUCUCAUAUGCGGUCUAUGCGCCACAUGAACAACAUGAUGAAUUCACUGUUUGCUGAUCCAUUUGGGAUGAUGGGAGGUGGAGCACCUGCACUGACUAAUGCACCUCAUCGUGCACGUCACAAUGAUCUUCAGAUGAUGCCAUUUGGAUUUCCGCAAAUGCCAUCUUUCAACAUGGGUCAAAUUUUCACAGACUUUGAUAAUAUGCCAUCUGGUGGAAACUGUCACUCCUUUACAAGCAGAUCAUUUGUAUCAAUGACAAGUGGACCUGAUGGACGUCCACAAGUAUAUCAGGAAUCUCGUUCCACAAGAACUGCACCUGGUGGUGUAAAAGAGACUAAGAAAACUGUAUCUGAUUCUCGCACUGGAACCAAGAAAAUGGCAAUUGGUCAUCACAUUGGGGAGAGAGCACACAUCUGCGAAAGAGAGCAAAAUGUUCAUAGCGGAACUCAGGAGGAGCAUGAGGAAUUUAUAAAUCUGGAAGAAGAGGAAGCUGAAACUUUCAACAGAGAAUGGGAAAAUCGUACAAGACGUGAGGCUGGAAGUAUUCGUGAAGUGGAUUACGAAACUCAUGGAACAUCUCAUCACAGGAACCGCACUGAAAAUAAUCAAUUGGCACUACCAGCACCAACAUCCAGUCGACACUCGAAUCGCUCAAGGUGGUUGCCAUCUCCAAGGCGAAGUAUAAGAGCCUUGCAAUCUACUUCAAAAUCUUACGGUCCCUCGCCAAGCUCACGCUCUGCUCCGGUAGCCGAUGUGAAAGCAACGUCGUCCAGCACUUCGACCUCGUCAUCGUCAGCAGUACCGACCGGAACGUCCACCACGAGCCGCAAACGAGAACAUACUCCAGAUAUCGAAUCCAACAAGAAACGACACGUCGAGUCGACUAAGGACGACUAAACGAACAUUUUUUUUGACCAGACGAAAAAGAAAGAAAAAAAUAUCUUCGGCCAGGAAUCAAUUAAGAGUCUUGCAACUGUAAUUCCUUGCCGAGGUUUUCCAUAAACAUUAACUGUAGCUCGCUUUCUUCAUCCGGUUAUUCCUUAAAGUCGAUGCGAUAUCUCGGUAAAACAUCCUCCUUUGAGUACAAAAGAAACUAAGUAUUUUACGUAUGUAGACGACUGCCAUUAUUUAUGUACAAAUUAAUUGGUAUCUUAUGUAUAAUUUACCUGCGGCAUAUUAUGUUGCGUGACGACUAAAAAACGAUUCUAACCUUAUUAACAGUUCCGACCAAAAAUUAACUUUACCGAGAAUCCAUCGUAUACAAACAAGCAUAUUAAUCGUCAUUGUAUAUCGUAAUUAUUCGAUUAAUUAGCGCCAACAUUCAUUUACCAAUCGUAUAAUAAUUUGGAGUUUUUUUUUUUUUUAAGUGCACGUUAACUCGUCCUUAUUGUAUUCGACGAUUGUAUCAUCGGGUAUUCUUAACCCGAUAGAUGUUUAUAAGCACAUAGACAUAGUUUCCUUCGUAGACUUCUACAAUCGUUUCAAAGAUGAGUUACGAAUUCUGUAUAAGUAGAGAGGUAUGAUAAUGAAGGAUGAACGAAUUAUUAAUCUCACUCCAAUAGUGAUUAGUUUAAAGGGGAACGCAGGAACAUCAAAGAAUAAUCAUUCUGGAUAAUAUAGUUAAUAUUAGUAAUAGAAGAAUAUUCGUAUUCUAAUUCAUGCAACAUUCUUAUUAUACAGACUGGCGUAUGUUAUCUUGUGUGCCACAAAAUGGACGCUAUGGUUGUACCCAAUAUUAAAUAAUAUAAAGGCUCUCUCUUUGUCGUGACUCAAAGAUUCCUGAUAUUUGUCGGCGUAAUUAAAGAGAUCAUUAGUCUCUCUAAUGUUCAUCUACUUGUAUUUACACUGCGUCGACUGUAUCGUACUAAUGUUUAAGGAUUUCGCGUAGUUCUGGCUGCGCCAAAAUUACGUCUACGAUAUUCUGAAUCGUUAAACGUGGAAAAGGAUUACGGAUUCUUUACACUGGGACAGGAAUUUCGCAAUAAUGAAUAUACUCUUUAAAUUACGUCUCAAA